Molecule: messenger RNA, 1807 nt
Organism: Harpia harpyja (harpy eagle)
Lineage: Eukaryota; Metazoa; Chordata; Aves; Accipitriformes; Accipitridae
Product: secreted frizzled-related protein 2-like
Exons: 4
Coding region: 757-1617 (286 amino acids)
Biological process (GO): canonical Wnt signaling pathway; non-canonical Wnt signaling pathway; negative regulation of canonical Wnt signaling pathway
Molecular function (GO): Wnt-protein binding
Source: RefSeq, a predicted model, not a curated record
CCUACAAUAUUAAAUCCACCACUGAACUUGAAUAAAUGAAAGAUGCGAGUUCUGUAGCCAUCUGAUAGGCACAUACUCCAAUCAGUAAAACAAUUCUGUAUUUUCGGUUGUCUAUUAAAAUUAAUAGAAGUUGGGACCUUUAGCAUGUCACAGGGUAGGGAUCCAAAUUUCCAGACAAAAUACUUGGUUAAUAGCAGGAGGUUGUCUCUUUUAUAGCACGUGACCAAAGAAAGUACCUCUUCUACAUUGUAAAACAGUGGAAGAGACAUGGGCAAUUAGCACAAGCAAAACAUUUUCACUUGAUAAGUCAAUCUGGGCUGUUUUUUCUGCCCUGUCAGCAGUGUCUGAAGACAAAGGAGACACAGCAGCCCCAGGAGACAGCUUGUCUGCCCAGCGGUUUUUCUGGGGGAUCGCUUAAUUUCUUUUAGAAAGCACAUAGCAAACCUUCUAGGUGUCAAAAUUUAAUAUGCCACAUAGCAUGCUGCAGCAACUGACACCAUGGGACAUGUGAAAGGCUAUAGCAAAUUGGUGUCUUUAGGAAACAUACUUCUGUACUUUGUCUCCACCUCCCUAGUUAUCAUAACAAUCCCUUGAAUAGGCAAUAAGAUGUGGUCUUGUCUUGAGUAAUUUGAUAAGCAGUUGAUAACCAACAGUUCAUUAAACUCUUGGGAUAUAUAAGCCACAAGGUUUUCAGCAUGCCCCUGCACUUGGGGGGUUUGACAGCUCCCUGCUCAGCAGCCCAGGAGUCACUGGAAGAUGGUCUUGACUGCAAAAAUACUUGUUUUUGCUGUGAGUGGUUUCCUAAGAGUGGCAACAGGCUUUGACAUUGGAUUAUCCACAAAAUGUGUAGUGAUACCCAAGGAGAUGGACAUGUGCCACAAGAUUGGAUACUCUGAAAUGAGGCUUCCCAACCUGAUGGGACACACAAGCAUGGCAGAGGUUAUCCUAAAAUCUACCACCUGGCAGCACCUUGCUCAUACAGACUGUCACCCUCACGUGAGGACAUUCCUGUGCUCCCUGUUUGCACCCAUCUGUUUAGAUACGUUUAUCCAUCCUUGUAGGAGUAUGUGUGUUGCCGUCCGUGACAGCUGUGCCCCUGUGCUCGCCUGCCACGGACACCCCUGGCCUGACAGUCUGGACUGUGACCGAUUCCCUGCGGACGAGGACAUGUGCCUGGCAUCUCUUACAAAGGAAUAUAAAUACUUGCACAAAGUCCUACCAAAGCCUGCCUGCCAGACCUGCCCAGCAGUGGAGGAAUUCUUUACGCACAAAAGAGUUCUCGAAGUUUUCUGUGACAGUAACUUUGCAGUGAAAGUAAAGCUGUCCAAGAAGAGAACAGUAUUUGGUGACCAAGAGUAUAACAUUGAAUGCCAAGUGGAAUUCAUUACCCCGGGCUCACUCUUGCCUUAUGAAACUCAGAGUAUGAUACAAAAGUGGCUGCUUAUCAAUGAAAACUGUAUGCAGAGGAUGACUCCGACCUAUCGUCCCAUGGUGUAUCUCCUUGUGGGGAAUAUUGAAGAGGGCAUCAUUUUAGUAAACCAGGUUUAUCGUUGGCAGAGGAGGGACUCCCAGCUGAAUUUGGCCACUCAGAAGUGGAGAUACCAUAAAUGCUUGUAAAUAUUUACCAUGUUAUUUGUAAAAAUAUGAUUAUACUUCUCAUGCCAAACCUAUCUUGUAAAUAGGAAUGUAUUAUAAGUGGAAUGUAAAGUCUUAAUUUCCUUUUAAAUUGUAUUAUAAAUUGAACUUAAAUCCCAGUGUUAUCAGACCUCCUUUCUGUAUUGUUACAGCUAUUCACAUCAGGUUUGAA